CCGACGCAUGCGUGCGGACCAUGAAUCGUGGGAUUGUGGAUUGACAACAACGCGGCGACUGCAACAGGGACACCAAGAGCUCGCCUUCCUCUGCGUGGGAUCGCGCCCCGAACUCCUGUUUUGUGCCACGCGAUGCGUUCUCGCCUCUUCUGGCUGAUUCAGGCAGCCGUCCUACUUGGCCUUUUCUUUCUGCUGCAUCGCCAUGUACGCUCCAGCGCAACCGUGCCGCCAGAUCCUGCCCGGGCCGCCCCGCACGAGAUCGCCAUCCCGCGAAUCGUCCAUCAACUGUUCGUCCCCAUGGCGGGACACACCGUAUCAAGCUUCCGCCCAGAUGGGCAUAGCAUCUCCUGGCUGCAAUCCGGUUGGAAGGUUGAGUACUGGGGGGAGGACUCGUGUCUCGAACUGGCCCACGAACUCGAUGUUACCGGCUCCUACGCGAAAACCUUCCAGGCACUUCCGGUUCCCAUUCUCAAGUCGGACUUCUGUCGCUAUCUGAUCCUGUUCGGGCGGGGCGGGGUCUACAAUGAUCUGGAUGUCCACCUCCUCCAGCCCUUGCCGUGGUCGGUCAUGGGCCCGACCGGGAAUGUCGACGAAGGAGCCCCUGCCGUGAUCGUCGGGCUGGAAGGCGAUGCGUCCACGACCGGACUCCCCCGAUCUCCGCAGUUUGUCCAGUGGACGAUGGCAUCCGUUCCCUCCCAUCCCAUCUUCCGCCAUGUGUUGCAGUCCAUCGUGGACCGCACAUCCCAGUAUAUCCCCCAGACGGUGGCAGACGAUGCCGAUGUCGACGUGAUGAGCUGGACCGGGCCCAGUGUCUGGACCGACGCCGUGCUGGGGUAUCUGAACUGCGCGGACGAGCAGGUGCAGCAGCUGCGUGAUCUCAAGGCCAUGGUCCGGAUCCAGGACGUUCUCAUCCUUCCCCGGCGAUCAUUUGCAGUCCUUCGUGGCGAAGACCAAGGGGCACCGGACGUGUUGGUCAAGCAUUAUUUCUCUGGGAGUUGGAAGACGUGCGCCCGGGAGUGGUUCCGUUGGCUCUGGCCAGGAGGGUGUUGACUGCUGCUGCAUCUCGAGGGAUAGUAGGAGCAUGCCUAGUGCGCCUGAAGUGUAUACUAAUAUAUUCAUGAAUUGCCUUCGUUUUGCUAGUCGUACAGGUUGGUGAAUGGAUUGGGGAGAAACACCGGGGGUAUCGCUGAUGAUGCAGAUCCAUGGCCGCCGUUCCGGAUAUCAGGUCAAGGAACAGACCGCUAGAACAUCUGAUCAGACACAUCCAGCCCGCGA
Molecule: messenger RNA, 1275 nt
Organism: Aspergillus sclerotioniger CBS 115572
Lineage: Eukaryota; Fungi; Ascomycota; Eurotiomycetes; Eurotiales; Aspergillaceae
Gene: och4
Product: putative alpha-1,6-mannosyltransferase subunit (Hoc1)
Exons: 1
Coding region: 133-1050 (305 amino acids)
Biological process (GO): protein N-linked glycosylation
Cellular component (GO): mannan polymerase complex
Molecular function (GO): alpha-1,6-mannosyltransferase activity
Source: RefSeq, a predicted model, not a curated record